CAAUGGGACACAAAAUCAUUUUUGGUCUCUGGGAAAGGGUCGUUGUCCAGCACAGAUGCGUUUGUCGGAGAAAGCAGUGGAGGUUCGAGUCAAGGCGUACAGCCUGGGGCUUCCAAUGAUACUCUGGGCAGAGAUGGAAGCCUAGAUGCCUCACCGCAAGGAGCGGCCGAGCGGGUCCUCACUUCACACCCACGGCAGCACUGGCACCGCGGAGGGAGGAAGCAUGUCCCGGUUGUCUCUCACCCGGUCGCCUGUGUCUCCCCUGGCCGCCCAGGGGAUCCCACUGCCCGCCCAGCUCACUAAGUCCAACGCGCCUGUGCACAUAGACGUGGGUGGCCACAUGUACACCAGCAGCCUGGCCACGCUCACCAAGUACCCUGACUCCAGAAUAAGCCGCCUCUUCAACGGCACCGAGCCCAUCGUCCUGGACAGUUUGAAGCAACAUUAUUUCAUCGACCGGGAUGGGGAGAUUUUCCGCUAUGUCCUGAGCUUCCUGAGGACGUCGAAACUGCUGCUCCCGGAUGACUUCAAGGACUUCAGCCUGCUGUACGAGGAGGCGCGGUACUACCAGCUGCAGCCCAUGGUGCGCGAGCUGGAGCGCUGGCAGCAGGAGCAGGAGCAGCGGCGCCGCAGCCGGGCCUGCGACUGCCUGGUGGUGCGCGUCACGCCGGACCUGGGUGAGCGGAUCGCGCUCAGCGGCGAGAAGGCCCUCAUCGAGGAGGUCUUCCCCGAGACCGGGGACGUCAUGUGCAACUCGGUCAACGCCGGCUGGAACCAGGACCCCACGCAUGUCAUCCGCUUCCCGCUCAACGGCUACUGCCGGCUCAACUCGGUGCAGGUCCUGGAGAGGCUGUUCCAGAGGGGUUUCAUCGUGGCGGCAUCCUGCGGGGGUGGUGUGGACUCCUCCCAGUUCAGCGAGUAUGUGCUUUGCCGGGAGGAGCGGCGGCCGCAGCCCACCCCGACUGCUGUCCGAAUAAAGCAGGAGCCCCUGGACUAGGCCCUGCCUCAGUGCCCACCUGAGGCCCCUUGGCCCUGGGGACACGCCCCAGGGACCUGGAAACAGUGCUGGGGAGUUCUGCCUAUGCCUGCUUAGCGGUGGGCGUGAGACUGAGGGUGGGGCUGGAGGGUUCAGUGCCUGCCCAGAGAGCCCCAGGGCCCUAGGUGUGUCAUGGCAACAGAACGUGGGAUGCUGGAGGCAUGCCCACUGAAGGACUGUUGAUGUGGCCCAAAGAUGCCGAGGUGGGAACUCUGCCACCAGUGGCCCGGGCCCCUCGGCUCCCCAGCUUGGUGCAGCAUCCUCGAGGCUCCACGCCUGCCGAGGCAAGGUCAGCAGAAGACCCCCCGGCCCACUCCAGAGGAGCCGCCCAUCCUUCUGCACGUGCGCAGACUCUACUGGGUCUCCUUGCGUCAGAGAUGGCUUAUUUUUCUACAGUAUUUAAGGCAGAAGUAACUAAGUGCGCAAGUGAGAGAGGCUGACAAGGACCAAUGCUUCUUUAUCUGGUGCUCAGCUCAAUUGGACACGCAGCAUGUCUGCAUGGGUGGCAGAGCUGCCGGGCACUUGGGCCCAGGUGCCUGCAGAGCGGGGCUUGGAGACUUCUGGUCCCUGCUCUAGGUGCAGGUGCAGGGAUGGCAGUGCCAUAGGGGCUAAAGCUGGGCCCCCAUGGGGGGUGGGGCUGCAGGGAGUGAGGUGGUGCUGGCGUGGGGGAUGGAUGGCUCUGGAACCAUUGGAGACCCUACUUUUGCUGCCGCCUGGGGCACGGGCCACACUUGUGAGUUACCUGACCUACUAAUGCCCAGGGAUCUUAGAUUCCUAUCUGUAUGUACUCACACCUGGGCUCCCAGAGGAGUCUCUCCCCAUGGGGACCAGCCAUGGGGCCACACCGCAUCCUUACCUCAGGAAUGGGUCCCAUGGUGAAGGGGCCCAUCUGUCAGCAUCCUCUGGGUCCCCAGCUCAGGAAGCCGUCCCCAGUUCUGAUUUUCCCACACUCAUGCACACUGAAUUUUAAUUAAACUGUUGUUACCCAACCUGCCAGUAAGACCCAGACACAGUCACACCUUGGGCUCUUGACCCGGAUUCCAAUGAGGACUGUCCCAGGGAGGUCCCCGCAGACCUGCUGCCUCCUAGAAGACAGGCCCAAAGAUGGAUACCCCCUGCCUUGCCACACUUCCCCUCUUGCGAUGGCUCUUUCCCUGGGGUGGAGAGACCACAGAGAACUGCUGGGCGGGUGGGGCAACCUGGCCGGCAUUGCCCCAUGUACGAUGCCUGUAGACUUGUAUAUGACUCCUUUAAUAUUGUAAAGAUGCCGAUGUACAAUUGUCGUGUGUUUGUGUAAACACAUCAUGUUCCUAGUUCAUGCCAUAAAUGAUGCUAUAAAGCGAAA
Molecule: messenger RNA, 2381 nt
Organism: Vicugna pacos (alpaca)
Lineage: Eukaryota; Metazoa; Chordata; Mammalia; Artiodactyla; Camelidae
Source: RefSeq, a predicted model, not a curated record